Molecule: messenger RNA, 900 nt
Organism: Hydractinia symbiolongicarpus
Lineage: Eukaryota; Metazoa; Cnidaria; Hydrozoa; Anthoathecata; Hydractiniidae
Product: SCO-spondin-like
Exons: 2
Coding region: 379-774 (131 amino acids)
Source: RefSeq, a predicted model, not a curated record
CGUCAUAUUGUUGGUAAUAUGUCGUAUUUUGUUUGUGAACAGAUCUCCAUAGUACCAACGUUAAUAGCUUUUAAUAUAAGACAUUCCAUAAAUGAUGCUUCUAACGUGUUUUAAUGACACGGGGGGUUUUCUUUUGUCUACUAUAAUAGGAUGAUGGUCAUCUUAGCUGGAGACUUUUAUUUUGCAGUUUGAUAAAUCAUAACUUGAAGAGAUUGAAAUUAAUGCACGCUGUAUUUACUUUGCAUGACCACAUGAUAUCAACUGCACUGUGUCUUUAUGUAAACACACACACGAAACAGGGAUAAGAUAAACACAAAACGCCCAAAUUAAGAGCUGUUUAAGAUCGUGUUUACUUUAGCGAACGACAACUCAGUUAAAAUGCGUCGUCUGUUUCUGUUGGUGUGUGUGGCAGUGCUCGUGCAGUGUCAAAAAAAUGUCGCGAGAAAUCCAUGGCGGGAUCACAACAUCGAGAUAGGAUGCACGACAGCUGAAGAAAGUAAAAACAUAGACGAACCUGAUUGUGGAGUCGCAACUAUUAAAGUUAAAUAUUGUGUCGGCUACUGUCCGUCAGCAACGCAGUAUAAACAUGUUUAUCCAUUUUACGAAUCAAAAUGCACGUGUUGUAAAGCGAAAAAGAUGAGAACAAGGUUGCAUUCUAUCAAAUGUGAUGUUAAAAGUGACGGCAAAGAGCGAACCAAAGUCGUGCCAGUCGACGAAGUUGCAGAGUGUAGUUGUCGUGCUUGCGCUCCAAAGAAAAGACGUUCUACAUUGUGAGAGAAAUACAAUCUUAAAUUUAUUGUCGUUUAUUUUUAUUUGCCUCAUUAGAAGUGCUGAAUUUUAUUAGGAGCUCUUUUAUUGUAUAUACUGCAUAUAAAAAAGAGAGAAAAUAUAAGAGCGAAA